AUUGGUUUUUACACAUUGUACCCAUGUGGGGAUUCGAACCUGGGUCUUUGGCGUGAUAAGCGAACACUUUAACCUCUUGGCUACCCCACCAAGGACCAAGAAGACAAGAAAAUAUCCAGCAAAAGUACUUUUACACCUUAUGGGGGUGGGGUGAGUACUUGAAACCUGUUUGCUGGUUAUAUCGAUAAAAUAGUCCAGUUUUCAGCUGCGAGUGUUUCUCUUAUGUCCUGUAGCCAAGUAGGUAAGCGUCCGCUCGUCACGCUGAAAACCCGGGUUUCAUACCCCACAUGGAUACAAUGUGUGAAGCCCAUUUCCGUUGUCCCCCGCCCUGAUCCUGCUGGAAUAUUGCUAAGAGCGGCGUACAACCUCACUCACUCACUAUGUUAGGUCCGAGUUAUAAAGACAACGUUUCGAACUCUGUUGUAUGUUCUAAUGUUAGGGCGAAGUGCUACAGACUACACAAGAACCUGGAACAUCUGCGGAAAAAGGGAUUAUACCUACUUGCUGCUGACAAGGUCUACUACACUCAUCACCUUUAGUAGCCAAGGCAACCCAGCGGAACCGGCGUCCUUCAGAAUCGAAUACACAACCUCUGACUUCAAAGCAUGUCAAAGGGAUGACCUUGUGGCUGACUCUUUUGAAGGAGAAAUAAUUUCACCUGGCUACCCAUAUCUGUAUCCGGAUCGAACACAAUGUGUGUGGCAAGUAAUGGCUAACCAAAGCUCGGACCUUGUCAUGAUCAACAUUCAAGAACUCGAUCUCCACUCAAAGCCUGCUUGUGGUGACAGUGUUGCCAUAUAUGAUGGUCCAGCAUCUGAUUUCAUCAAGACACCAGAUAUGUUGUUAUGUGACAACAUGACGGAUGUUUUUAACAGCACUGGUCGGUACGCCACUAUUAAGUUUUCAACCAAUGACGGUGGAAUAGGAAAAGGCUUCAAAAUCAGAUACAAGUCUGUACCAAAGAAAGGUACUGGAGACACAGUGUUAUGGUCAGUUAGUAGCUUAGCUGGCGUGAUCAUCAUCAUAGUGAUUUUGGUAACGCGUGUGGUUUUGAAAAGGAGACGCUCUGAUCGCACGAAUCAGACUCCAAGUACCGAAACAUCUGAUGAUCCACAUCCACACACAAGCGACCAGGCAGCCCCAUUUUCCCCAUCCGAUACGACCAAUACCACGAACACCAGCAGCAGCAUCAAUACCACCAACAGUAGCACCAGUACCAACAAUACCAACAGUACCACCGGUACCUAUACCAAUGAACCACCACCUGCAUACGAGGAUGUCUACAACCUUCCUGUCACAGACCCGAAAGCGCCAUCUAUGCUGCCUCCCUCUUAUAAAGAUGCUGUGUCAAGGGGAAUGAUUCUAAACAACUCAAACUAGGUUCUGAGGCAGUUUGACAAGGUGUCUUCUUAUCACAAACAGACCUCUUUAUGUAUUCCUAUGCAGUGGACAGAAGUAGUGAGUAUGUUGGGUUUAGUGGCACUCUGACCUGAGUUCGACACAUAGAGUGACUGCAUCAUAUUGGAAGGAAGCGAUCAGAAUGUAGUUUCUUGAUAUCUAGUGUAGCUUAUAUCUAGUGUCAGAAAGAAAUAUCCGUUCAUUUAGUAAGAGACACUCGGACAUCGUAUUGGUCAGAAAGAGUCACUAUGACAUCGUCUUGGUCAGAAAGAGACGCUCGGGCAUGGUAUUGAUCACUAAGAGAGGCUCAGACAUAGUAUUGGUCAGAAAGAGUCACUCGACAUGGUAUUGGUCAGAAAGAGUCACUGGGACAUGGUAUUGGUCAGAAGGGGACACUGGACAUGGUAUUGGUCAAAAAGAGACCCUCAGACAUUGUACAGGUCAGAAAGAGACCCUCAGACAUUGUACUGGUCAGAAAGAGUCACUCGGACAUGGUAUUGGUCUGAAAGAAACACUGGGACAUGGUAUUGGUCAGAAAGAGAAACUCGGACAUGGUAUUUGUCAGAAAGAAAUUUGUCAGCGUGUUUUGUUUUUGUUUGUAUCGGGAGUUAGUGGUAUGGGUAACUUACAAGCAGUUGUACAAAAUGCAUGUAAUUGUGCUGUGGUGGCACUAGAUUUUGGUCCAUCUUGAUUAUCUGGUUCGUUUACGUACCGUUUGACAGGGGUGCUACUUUAUGAAGCAUAUUGUGAGUAGCUGGCGAUAGUUGUUGAGCAGGAUCAUCGUUGAGUUUCGCUACUCCAAGCCUAUAAUGUUUAACUCUCUUUUGCCUUUCAAGCGGAAUGGAAUCAGAACGGAUAAUCCAAACUGGCUAUUCUCAGGAGUUGACUUUUAUAAUUGCAAGAUUCCCUGUUAGGGAAAAUUAUCCUAAUAUUAUCACUAGUCAUGUACUGCUCGGGUACACCCAGUCCUGUGUGAAUAACUGAAUCGGCAAUUAACAUAAACACCAUUUCAUGUCUGAGUCAAAUAAGUACACCAGAAAUGCAUUUGCAAGGCACUUCAUAAUUAACGCAAUUGUGUAAAUUUAGUAUUUUGAAUAUAUCAGAGAUAUUGGCAACCUUCAGUGCUUGGACCAUGUUGGUUAAUUUUCAUUUACAUGUGAUAUAUGUAUUAUUGUUUUUAUAUGUUUGUUAUUUACUAACAUUUUGUAUGAUUUAAUUGAAAGUGUUAAUAACAUUG
Messenger RNA from Haliotis rubra (blacklip abalone), 2635 nucleotides. Its product is annotated as CUB and zona pellucida-like domain-containing protein 1. The record is from RefSeq and is a predicted model, not a curated record. The transcript is spliced from 5 exons. NCBI's taxonomy places the organism in Eukaryota, Metazoa, Mollusca, Gastropoda, Lepetellida, Haliotidae. Bases 433 to 1380 code for a protein of 315 amino acids.